GCCCUCUCCUCCCAAUCUAGGGUUCCAAGUCGAAAAGCCCCAAAAUCGCCUCGAGUCGGAAGCUAGGGUUCCAAAUCGAUCGAAAAUCACCAAAUCGCUUAGACCGAGAGAUGGCGACUGCCGGCGUGGAAGAUCUGUUCGAGGGUCUGGCUGUGUCAGGGACAAUGCCGGUGCGUUGCGGUCGGAAGAACAAGAAGGGGUCUUCUUCCAGUGCGCGUUCGCAGGAGGUGGAGGUGGCGGAGGUGCCGAUGCCGUCGCGUCGUGGUGGAGAGAAGGGAUUUCCCAAGGCAGCACCGCCGCGUCGUGGUGGCGACAAGGGAUCGUCGCGUCGUGGUAAAGAGAAGCGAUUUCCCAAGGGCGGUUCGCAGGAGGAUGCAGUGAUCAAGACCGGGCGUCUCGAUCGGAAAAAGGGGUUCAGGAAGGCCGGUUCGGAGGAGGAGGAGAAGAAGAAGAGGAUGCCUGAAGAGAUGGUGAACGACAUCCUGUCCUGGGAAAAGCCUCCCCGCUUCACAAUGUUCAAGUCCGCCGGCUUCUUCAACAAGUUGAGGGAUGAACUCUUCGAGUAUCAGCAGGAGAUCAAGGAGGAGGUGGAGGAGAAGGGCUACGCUGAGCUCCCCGACGACUUCAAGGAAUAUACCAAGGAAGCUGACAUUAAGGCUUACAGAAAGGCAUACCUUAAGGUGUUUGGCACUGAACCGCCGCCUGAGCUCUGCUCUCUCUGAUCUGGAUCUGAGGAGGUCUCUUAUUUUACUGUCUAUCUACCCCUAGUAGUGAUAACUGGAUAACUGAAGUACUAUAGUUUGCACUCUGUUACUCAAUCUGAGGUCUUUGUUGUUUUACCAUCUAUCUAUCUAUGCACUGUAAUAUCUAUGCACUGCCGCCAACCUCUAAAAUUACCAUCUAUCGUAUCUUUUUCA
Triticum aestivum (bread wheat) is the source of this 917-nucleotide messenger RNA. RefSeq lists its product as uncharacterized. The coding region runs from base 111 to 722 and encodes 203 amino acids. Lineage: Eukaryota; Viridiplantae; Streptophyta; Magnoliopsida; Poales; Poaceae. The transcript has a single exon. The record is from RefSeq and is a predicted model, not a curated record.